Messenger RNA from Lepidothrix coronata (blue-crowned manakin), 536 nucleotides. Its product is annotated as rho GTPase-activating protein 32-like. Lineage: Eukaryota; Metazoa; Chordata; Aves; Passeriformes; Pipridae. Gene Ontology annotation, biological process: small GTPase-mediated signal transduction. The transcript is spliced from 7 exons. The record is from RefSeq and is a predicted model, not a curated record. Bases 3 to 536 code for a protein of 177 amino acids. Gene Ontology annotation, molecular function: GTPase activator activity. Gene Ontology annotation, cellular component: cell cortex; Golgi apparatus; fibrillar center.
ACAUGGAGGGAGGGACCGGAGCCGCCUUCUCCAGUGUGUGCUCUGCCGCGCUGGCCGCGGGGACCCUCGGCACUGGGACCGGCCUGGAUGGACCUCACAGAAUGAUGAAGUCCUCUGUCCAUCCAGAAGAAGAUGACUUUGUGCCAGAGCUGCAGAGGAGCAUCCACCCCCGGGAGAGGCCGGACUGGGAAGAGACGCUCAGCGCGAUGGCCAGAGGAGCUGACAUCCCCGAGAUCCCGGGGGAGCUGCCACUGCGCUCCUGCGGCAGCACCGCCAGCAUGAAGGUGAAGAACGUCAAAAAAUACAUCCCCCCGGGACUGAUGGGCUGUGAUGCCUUUCACAGGUUAUCCUUCACCAAGGGGCACUUCCCGAAGAUGGCUGAGUGUGCACAUUUCCACUACGAAAACGUGGAUUUUGGCAACAUACAGCUCUCGCUCCCGGAGGAACAGAACGAAGUGACGAGGAAUGGCUGUGACUCCAAGGAACUGGUCUACCUGGUGCAGAUCUGCUGUCAGCCUUGGAAUAUCAGGAUGUGA